Messenger RNA from Hirundo rustica (Barn swallow), 410 nucleotides. RefSeq names its product SEC61 translocon subunit gamma (gene SEC61G). Gene Ontology annotation, cellular component: membrane; Ssh1 translocon complex. The transcript has 4 exons. Gene Ontology annotation, molecular function: transmembrane protein transporter activity. Lineage: Eukaryota; Metazoa; Chordata; Aves; Passeriformes; Hirundinidae. Gene Ontology annotation, biological process: post-translational protein targeting to membrane, translocation; protein targeting. The coding region runs from base 108 to 314 and encodes 68 amino acids. The record is from RefSeq and is a predicted model, not a curated record.
ACCCCGCCCUCAAAAAGCUUCCUUCCCACCCCAAAACCGCCCCGCCCGCCGCUGUGACGUCCCGCGUCCGCAGCUCAGUGCGACGUGUCCCUCGGCCGGCGGCGAUCAUGGAUCAGGUAAUGCAAUUUGUGGAACCCAGCCGUCAGUUUGUAAAAGAUUCCAUACGACUUGUUAAGAGAUGCACCAAGCCUGACAGGAAAGAGUUCCAGAAGAUUGCCAUGGCAACAGCAAUAGGCUUUGCGAUAAUGGGAUUUAUUGGUUUCUUUGUCAAAUUGAUCCACAUCCCAAUCAACAAUAUAAUUGUAGGUGGCUGAAUAUUCAUCAUGAAGAAGACAGUUGUGACACCUGCUGCAAUGAUUUCACAGCUUUAAUUUGUUUGAUAUUAAACAAGCUCAGUUUGGGUUUUCAAA